CACGCAGAAUCGUGUCGCACAGCAUUCAACCACAACAUGGCCACCGAAACAGUACCCUCGGCGGCGGCGGCGCCAACGCCUAAAAUGUCCCGCUAUAGGAGUGUGAGGCGCGCGCAAGAAGAGCAGACACGGCAGCCGGGUCAAUACCACCAGGACCACGCUUCACCAGCAGUGCCAGCCGUUCCAGCCAUGCCUCCAGUGCCUCCCAUGCCUGCCGUGCCCGAAUCACAGCCUCAGAAUGAUGCGCCCAUGAGCAGAAGCAUGAGUCGCUACCACCGCAGGCCAACGACUUCACACGCGACCAGCCCAAAUCCCCCACCACUACGCUCCAACACCAUUCCCAAUGCUCCACCUCCGCUUCCCGCGCAGCAACCGCCGUCCACGUCCCGGAAUCGUGCUUUGAGCUCCCCGUAUCAAUCAACACAUACCGCAAACACCGGCCAGCGUCGGCCAAGAACCGCCAGGCCUCGCGCAGAAGCCUCACCCCCCGUCUCCAAUGCGCCACGGCAGCAGUCGCUGAGAGGCGAUGACAGCGCGAGAGAGGUCCUGCAGAGAGAAAAGGAGAGACAGCGGCAGUUGAAGGAAAAGUACGAAGCAGAGGCGCGCAUGCAGAGGCAGGCCAAGCAAGCCGAACUGGACAGAGUUGAGAAAGUGCGCCAGGAAGAGGAAGAAGCUGCGCGGGCAGAGGCCCAGAGGGCAGUCGAAGAGGCUGAGGCGCUGCGUCGGCAGAGGGAAGAACAAAAGGCCGAGCAGGAACGUGGCAGGCGGUUGCAGAAGGCUGAGACUCAGAAAGUGCUCCAACAAAGGGAGGAGGGUGUCCGCAGAGCGAAAGCUGAAGAGAAGGAGCGACAGGCGACACUCGCAAAGCUUGAGCAGAAGGCCCGAAAAGCGCCUUCCUCGUCGCCCCCCGUCUCACCACCCCGGCAGCAGGAGAUAGGAUUUGGCAUGUUUAAGAGGAGAAAAGACGAGGCUCUAGGUUUAGACGCUCCUACACAACAAUCAGCUCCGCCGCAGUUGAGUCUCAACUUCGAUAGCCAGGAAGAGGAGACUAUUAGACCUGGCGGAGGUGGCGUGGUUCUAGGCAUUGAUGCUCCCACAUCUGCUGUAAAUGCUGGCGACAGGCGCGUCAAAGUUGUGUGCAAUGAGAAGCGUAUCCUAUUGCCUGUGACUCCAACCACCACACCUCUCGAUCUCAUCAAGUCAGCCGCCACUGUUCUCACAGACCCCAUCGACGUGCGUACUGCCGUCAUCUGCGAGUUUUUCACCAAAGUUAGCAUCACACGUCCACUUCGCAACUACGAGUAUGUGAGAGACGUUAUGAACUCGUGGGAUCACGACAAUCAAAAUGAGCUUACCAUCAUUGACUCUGAUGUGGACGGGAUCAACCAGGACAGCCUGCUCUCGUACAAAGUUCCAGACACAAGACCAGAGGGCGUUUCGUGCUUCAUCCAAUACUCAUCGCGACCUGGCAAAUGGAGUAAACGAUAUCUCGUUCUUCGUCCCGAUGGGCAGCUAGUCAUGGCCAAGAACGAGAAGACAAAGGAGAAGGACCAAGAGAAUAUCUGCACUCUCACAGACUACGAUAUCUACUCCGUGACCCAGUCGAAGCUGGCGCGCGUAAAGCCCCCAAAGAAGAUUUGCUACGCUGUCAAAAGUAUGCAGAAGUCCAACAUCUUCGCGGAUGAGUCGCAAUAUGUCCACUUCUUUUGUACCAACGACCGAAACACAGCGAACACGUUCUACACAGCGCUGCAGACCUGGCGCAGUUGGUAUCUCAAACACCAGAAGGGCGAGGGGCUGAAGAAGAAAACCACAGCACAACGUAAUAUAUCAGGGAACGCUGGGGCUGCGCAGGCGUCCUCCCAUACAAGAGGCGAAUCAGUUGGAUCGCAUUAUCAGCUUGGUGCCUUCUCGUCAUUACUCGACAUGGACAGUUUCAACAAGACACUGGAUGAGAUCGAGGUUCACAAGCCGGGAGAAUUUCCAGACGAUAAGCCUCUCUCGAAGCUUGAUAGUAGCGCAAUGCAUGCGAAAAUGAAGUCAGUACGAGUAAAGCGACCGCCCCCAGCUGCUUUCAACAAGAGCGGUCUAGCCGCAGAGAUCCCUCCACCGCCCACUGCUCGUCGUCGGAGUAUCGAUCAGCAGGGCGAGGAAGCGUUUGCCUCCAGCGGUCUCCUGGGGCGCAGCUACACGCAGCGCCAGGCCGCUUUACAGGCACGUGAACAAACGGGUCCGUUCACCGAGGGACCGUCUCUACUGAACAGCAUGGGUCGUGCAGCCCAAGUGUCGUCAAACGACUCCAGCCUUAAGCGCAACACUUCUGUCCGCAGCAACCACCACCGAAGAACAUCUAGUGAUCUUCAACGCAGUGCCUCGAGACGUGUUCCUGGCAUGCCCGAACCUUUGGUUGAUCUCACACCUCAGUACAAACCGCCGCCACAGCAUCUCAACAAGGGCAAAGGCUUCAACCCAGGAGUUGGCGCAGGACCUUUGGUUGAAAGUGCAACUUCAAUCGAGGAGGCAAUCAUGAUUCCGUCAUCAACGGACUGGCGCGCUGGUCGUCCAGGUACAUCGCGUGCGGCACAUGGUACCUAUGGUGCUGGUGGACACGAGCGUACGCGUUCGCUCAAGGGUCGUGGUGAGCCUUUGGCAGCGUAUACACAUAACAACCAUUUUGGCGCUCCCGAGGAUGACAGCAAGGCGUUUACAGGAGGUGGGUUACUUUCUCAGGCUGGCUACUCACAAGGAAAAGACAUGGUUGGUAGGGGUGUCAUGGAUGGCAGUAGAGCCAGAGGCCCAAUGGUCAACCUCUCGUUGAACAAUGAGUUCGCACAAGGCAGUUUGCUAAGUGCGCUGCCGAACGCUGCUCCGGUUAUUGACAGGAGUGAAAGAGUUCCGAUCCUGCCAUUGCGCCUUCCCACCAUCUCUUUACACCGCCCAUAUACAAUGGCUGAGACCGGCGCGAGAGACGUGCAGAACCACGUCCUGUUCGAGGUUGCGACUGAAGUCGCAAACAGAGUCGGCGGUAUCUACUCAGUCCUCAAGUCCAAGGCGCAAGUCACUACGGCCGAAUAUGGCGCCGCAUACACUCUCUUGGGCCCAUGGAACAGGGCUUCGGCGGCUGUCGAAGUUGAGCCAAUCGAGCCAAAAGAUCCGGCCUUGGUUGCGACCAUCAAGUCUAUGGACGACCGUGGCAUCAAGACGCUAUAUGGACGUUGGUUGAUCGACGGUGCCCCACGUGUGCUCCUUUUCGAUACCGGUACCGGUUACAGGUGGCUUGACGAGUGGAAGGGCGACCUUUGGUCUUCCACCGGCAUUCCCUCGCCUCCCGGCGAUUCUGAGACCAAUGAGGCCAUUGUCUUUGGUUACCUCAUCGCAUGGUUCUUGGGCGAGUAUGUCUACCAUGAGAAGAAGCGAGCCGUCAUUGUCCAGUUCCACGAGUGGCUGGCCGGUGUCGCAGUUCCUCUGUGCAAGAAGCGCCGAAUUGAUGUUACCACCAUCUUCACUACCCACGCUACGCUCCUUGGUCGCUACCUCUGCGCCGGCUCAGUCGAUUUCUACAACAACCUUCAAUAUUUCGACGUCGACGCUGAGGCAGGAAAGCGUGGUAUUUACCACCGUUACUGCAUCGAGCGUGCCGCUACACACGCGGCUGACGUGUUCACGACGGUUUCACACAUCACCGCAUACGAGAGCGAGCAUCUUUUGAAGCGAAAGCCGGAUGGUGUUCUGCCCAAUGGUCUGAACGUCAAGAAGUUCUCCGCUACCCACGAGUUCCAAAACUUGCAUCAGCAAGCCAAGGUCAAGAUCAACGAUUUCGUGCGCGGUCAUUUCUACGGUCACAACGACUUUGAUCCAGAGAACACUCUUUACUUCUUCACCGCUGGUCGCUACGAGUACCGAAACAAGGGUGUUGACAUGUUCAUCGAAUCGUUAGCGCGAUUGAACCACAAGAUGAAGAGUGAGAACUCGAAUAUGACAGUUGUUGCUUUCAUCAUUCUGCCGGCACAGACCACCUCUCUUUCGGUCGACUCAUUGAAGGGACAGGCUGUCAUCAAGGCGCUCCACGACAGUGUAAACAACAUUGCCGAAAAUGUAGCCAAGAAGCUGUUUGAGCGCUCGUUGACAUGGACAGAGGGCUCCGAGCUUCCAGAGGACAAGGACUUGAUUACACCUGCUGACAAGAUCUUGCUCCGCCGAAGAUUGUUCGCCAUGAAACGCCACAACCUCCCGCCUAUUGUUACCCAUAACAUGGUCAACGAUGCUGAAGACCCUGUGUUGAACCAGCUCCGUCGCUGUCAACUCUUCAACCACCCAUCGGAUCGCGUCAAGGUUGUCUUCCAUCCCGAAUUCUUGAACUCCGCAAAUCCCGUCCUGCCAUUGGAUUAUGAUGACUUCGUCCGUGGAACCCAUCUGGGUGUCUUCUCAUCGUACUACGAGCCUUGGGGCUACACUCCAGCUGAGUGCACUGUUAUGGGUGUUCCUAGCAUCACAACCAACUUGUCUGGUUUCGGUUGUUAUAUGGAGGAAUUGAUCGAGAACGCCCAGGAUUACGGUAUCUACAUCGUAGACCGAAGGAUGAAGGGUGUCGACGACUCAGUCAACCAGCUUGUCGACUACAUGUUCGAGUUUACAAAGAAGAGCAAGCGCCAACGUAUCAACCAGCGUAACCGGACCGAGCGUCUCAGUGAUCUGCUCGACUGGAAGCGCAUGGGCCUGGAGUACGUCAAGGCUCGACAAUUGGCUCUUCGACGAGCAUACCCUGCGGCAUAUGAAGACGAUGAUGAGCCAGACUUCUUCAGCUCGCAAGAUGUCAAGAUCUCGCGGCCGUUGUCUGAGCCUGGGUCUCCCCGGGACCGUUCGGGUAUGAUGACGCCUGGUGACUUUGCUUCGCUUCAAGAAGGUCGCGAAGGACUGAGCACUGAGGAUUACAUCGCGUGGAAGCUUCCGGAAGAAGAAGAGGCCGAUGACUUUACCUUCCCGCUUACCUUGAAGACGAAGAGUAAGCCUAAUUCAGGCGCAAACACUCCCACUCUGUCUACUGCACCGAAUGGUACUGACUAG
This is a messenger RNA of Alternaria burnsii, 5064 nucleotides long. Its product is annotated as glycogen synthase. Gene Ontology annotation, molecular function: alpha-1,4-glucan glucosyltransferase (UDP-glucose donor) activity. Gene Ontology annotation, biological process: glycogen biosynthetic process. The annotation marks the transcript as partial. Lineage: Eukaryota; Fungi; Ascomycota; Dothideomycetes; Pleosporales; Pleosporaceae. Gene Ontology annotation, cellular component: cytoplasm. The transcript is spliced from 7 exons. The record is from RefSeq and is a predicted model, not a curated record.